CAUUCUCGUGCUGCUGCCCCCCAUUCUCGUGCUGCCCCCCAUUCUCGUGCUGCCCCCCCUCUCGUGCUGCCCCCUCCCCACAUCGCGACCGCCCGUACGGUGCCACCGCUCUCUCACGACCUCCCCCUCUCUCCUCUCUCCUCCUCCUCCUCCCACUCUGCAUGUUGAACUUCGUUCGCACCGUACAUAGCCACACGUAACUCCCUCGCCUCGCCUUCCCUUGCAGCUGCCCCCCCUCCCUUUGCACGUCGAUGGACGACCAAGAGGCUCACGGGGCAGGGGCGGCAGCAGCAGCCCUGCCCCCCCGGGGCGAGGGGGGCUGCCCCCCGUUCGUGAAGUCCCCGCAGUGGCUGGAGGCGCUGCGAUGUCGCCUGAGUCGCUGCUCCCAGGGGCACGCCCUGGCCUUCUGGGACGCGCUGGCGGGCCCCGAACGGGAGGCCCUGGCACGCGAGCUGAGCGAGGCCGAGUUGGAGGCCCUGGGGCCCGCGCUCGGCGAGGCGCUAGGCCGCGGCGAGGCGGCGGCCGGGCAGCCCGGGCAGCCCGGGCAGGCCGGGGCAGUCCUCGAACCGUUGCCCGCAGAGCUGUGCGGCAGCAGCAUCGCGUCUGACCCGGGGAGCCUGCGAGACUGGGAGGAGCACGGGCUGCUGCAGGUGGCCGAGGGCCGCGUGGCCAUCGUGCUCCUCGCCGGGGGCCAGGGGACGCGCCUGGGCGUGCCCUACCCCAAGGGCCUCUACGAUGUGGGGCUGCCCUCCCACAAGCCCCUGCUGCAGCUGCAGGCCCAGCGCAUCCUGCGCCUGCAGCGGCUCGCCGAGGAGAGGCACGGCAAGCGGGGGGCCCUGCCCUGGUACAUCAUGACGUCGGGCCACACGCGGGAGCCCAUGCUGGCGUUCCUGCGCGAGCGCGGCUUCCUGGGGCUGUGCAAGGACGACGUUCGCCUCUUUGAGCAGCGACAGAUCCCGGCGCUCACCCCCGACGGCAAGGUCAUCCUGGAGACGCGGGGACGCCUCGCCAGGGCUCCCGACGGUAACGGAGGGCUUUACCGCGCGCUGGGGGACAGCGGCGUGCUGGCCGACAUGGAGGCCCGUGGCGUGCGCUACGUCCACGCGUACUGCGUGGACAACAUCCUGGCCCGCGUGGGGGACCCUCUCUUCCUGGGUUUCUGCGUCCGCAAGGGGGCGGACUGCGGGGCCAAGGUGGUGGAGAAGCAGUCCCCCGACGAGGCAGUGGGCGUGCUGUGCCUGUCGGGCGGCCGCGCCCGCGUGGUGGAGUACACCGAGCUGGGCGCCGAGCAGGCCCGCGAGCGCGACCACUCCGGCAGGCUGCGCCUCCGCGCGGGCAACAUCUGCGUCCACCACUUCACCCUCGACUUCCUCAAGCUCGUCGUCAGGGAGUUCGAGCCCCAGCUACCGUUCCACGUGGCCCACAAGAAGAUUGCGCACGUGGACGAGAGCGGGAACCGGGUGGAGCCCACGAAACCAAACGGCAUCAAGAUGGAGAAGUUCGUGUUCGACGUCUUCCCCUUUGCAAAGAAGUUCGUGCAGUUUGAGGUUCGCCGCGAGGACGAGUUCUCCCCGCUCAAGAACUCGGACUCCGCCGGCGUCGACUGCCCCAGCUCCUCGCGGCGCCACCAGAUGGCUCUGCACUACCGGUGGAUCCAGGGGGCGGGUGGAAGGAUCGUGGACGAGCAAGGGAACGAUGCCCCCAGCCCCGCGGAGGAGAGUGAGACGCCCACGAUCUGUGAGAUCUCCCCACUCAUCUCCUACAGCGGAGAGGGUCUGGAGUCGCACGUGAAGGGACGCAUCCUGCGCUCCCCCUUCGUCCUCGGCGACCCCUGACCUCGGAAAUCCGCGGCAGCCUCCGGCCUUCGCGCGUUGUCACGCGCCGGGCUGCCAAACGCAGAAAAGCUUCAAACCUCACCACCACCCCCACCCCACCCACCCCACCCUGGAUUUCACAUCUUGAGAAAAUGAAGCGAGGAAUUCUUGAACAAGAGAGACACUUGCACAGAUUUUUUUCAAUCGUGUGCCUCCGCACAUUUCUAUUCACUCUUGAUUGUAAAGGAAGAAGGGGUUUUCGGCGUAAUCUCGCCUCAUCGAUAUAAGAGGCGACUUUUAGUGGCAUCUUGGGUUCGCAAUGGCCGUGUCAGCGACGCUGUCCUAGCGCUACUGAGAUCCUGGCAUCAAGCCCUGAGUCUGGGUGUCUCCGAGGGUCCAUGACGGCCAUGUUAAGAGAUGCAUUGAGCCAUCGGAGCUGAGACCGCUGGGUUGGAAUCUACCUACCCAGCUACGUGCGAUCAAACCAGGUUCUCGAAUGCAUGUUUGAACAUCUUUCGCACCGUACGUAGCCAACCAUCCUAACGGGAGGUGCGGGCGGGGGGGGAAAGGACAACAAACUGAACACAAAGCGGUUUUAAAUAAAUGAGUUUUCAAUCUAGAUUGAAAUGUACAUAGCUCUGGUGGCUUUCUAAUAUCGGAGGGAGGAGGGUUCCAGACGGCCGCCGAAGUGCAUCCGAAAGCGCUGCGUGACGAUGCGGUGACUGCCAAAAGCCGCCGCCGCCGCCGCGAGGCUGACGCGGAGUUCGCGUGACGACGGUUUACGCCCCUUGACGAGAAAAGUGCACGGCUAGCUUGCCGGGGCGAGAGGGAGGUGCCCAUCGCGUGAGGCGACGUGGGACUCCUGGGCACGUGAGGCGACGUGGGAUUCCUGGGCACGUGAGGCGACGUGGGAUUCCUGGGCACGUAAGCCGGCGGCUACUCUGCACGGCGCGAAUCCUUCACGCAAGGCGACGACGCCCUGACGAGGCCCUGACGAGGCCGUGACGACGCCGUGACGACGCCGUGACGAUGCCCUGACGAAGCUGUGACACGCUGAUGACGCUGUGAUGAAACCGUGACGACGCUGUGACGUCGCUGUGACAAAGCCGUGACACGCUGUGACGAUGCUGUGACGACGCUGUGACGACGCUGUGACGAUGCCCUGACAAAGCUGUGACACGCUGAUGACGCUGUGAUGACGCUGUGACGACGCCGUGAUGACGCUGUGACGACGCCGUGAUGACGCUGUGACGACGCCGUGAUGACGCUGUGACGACGCCGUGACACGCUGUGACAAAGCCGUGACAUGCUGUGACGUCGCUGUGACAAAGCUGUGACACGCUGAUGACGCUGUGAUGACGCCGUGAUGACACCGUGACGACGCCGUGACAUGUGAUGACGCUGUGACGACGCUGUGAGGACGCUGUGAGGACGCUGUGACGCUUCAAGAUCGGAGACUCCUGCCUACCCCAAGGGGGCCCCACCUUAGAGCUUGCGGCACAUCCAGCGUUUGUGUGUUGAACUUCGUUCGCACUGUACGUAACCAACCGUGCAGGGGAAGGACAACAAACUAAACACAAAAUACAGUUUCAAAGAUGUGAGUUUUCAAUCUAGAUUUUAAACGUGGGCAUGCGAUUAGCACGGUUGGCUACGUACGGCGCGAAAGAACUUACGCACACUAAGAAGGAUGUGGGGAGAGAAAGUGGAGUUUUGAGGUCGCUUGUGCCUACAUUUAAAAAGCAUUCCUGGGGGUGUAAUCGGUGGAAUAUACGUGCAGAGGAAACUUGUUUGUAUGUUAUAUUUACAAGUAAUUAAAAGUCACUACAGCCGUGAUGAUGCUGA
Molecule: messenger RNA, 3656 nt
Organism: Petromyzon marinus (sea lamprey)
Lineage: Eukaryota; Metazoa; Chordata; Hyperoartia; Petromyzontiformes; Petromyzontidae
Product: UDP-N-acetylhexosamine pyrophosphorylase-like protein 1
Biological process (GO): UDP-N-acetylglucosamine biosynthetic process
Molecular function (GO): UDP-N-acetylglucosamine diphosphorylase activity
Source: RefSeq, a predicted model, not a curated record